Aureobasidium namibiae CBS 147.97 is the source of this 2220-nucleotide messenger RNA. RefSeq lists its product as uncharacterized. The record is from RefSeq and is a predicted model, not a curated record. Gene Ontology annotation, cellular component: transcription factor TFIIIC complex. Gene Ontology annotation, molecular function: histone acetyltransferase activity. Gene Ontology annotation, biological process: transcription initiation at RNA polymerase III promoter. The coding region runs from base 1 to 2220 and encodes 739 amino acids. NCBI's taxonomy places the organism in Eukaryota, Fungi, Ascomycota, Dothideomycetes, Dothideales, Saccotheciaceae. The transcript is spliced from 6 exons.
AUGGUCUGGGAUAAAUACAAUCGCCAGAAUGGCGGUGUUACCAUCGACUUCUAUCCCAACACACUCGACAAUAUCUUCUGGUCAAAAGAAGGCAUCAUUGCAGUUGGCGGUAGCGACCACGUCCCACGACUCAAAGCAAUUGCAUCAGAUGAGAGAAAAUGGGACAAGAUAAACCUCAAAACAAGUUUCUUCACUCUCGACGACAUUCAACUUCAACUCCCCUUGAGCUGGAAGAACUUUUCCAUUGGCGAGGAAAUGUCAGAGUCCUUCGUCCACGCCCUUGACUGGUCUCCUCCUGGACUCGGUAAACACAAGCGAAGUGUCCUGGCCGUCCUGACUUCCAACCACGUGCUAUCGAUCUGGGAGUGCGUUGGAAAGCCAGAGAUUGCGACAGACUGGGUCAGAGCCUGUGUCAUCAACCACGCUCUUCAAGCACACUACAAAGAAAAGGACGUUCGGAGUCCGGAAGAGAGUGAGAAUGACCACUUCGAAAGACUGAGGGCAAAGCAACGUAUUAGAGCUUUUGCGUGGAGUCCAGCAUUACCAGACCCUUCGUUGUCAGGCGCCCCUGGAGACUGUACAACAAAACACCCGUAUCUGGCUGUUUCGAACGAUCGUGGACAAGUCUUGAUCAUUAAGAUCCAAACCCCUCACGACAUAUUGAUGCCAGAGGCAACACAAUGGAGUCUGUCUGUGGCGGCUUCUUUCGGGGUCGAAGUUCCUGAUACCAAGAAAUCGGCUCUCAGCGCGUUAUUGGCCUUCACUUCUCAAUCGUCUUUGCAGUGCACGAGUGUAAAGGUUGACGACGAGAAACAUCACGCUAAUGUGAACAUUGGUCCUGUUGUAUCGCUGAUGGACGAAAUACCCGACACUCAAGCUACCGGGUGUCUCAGAUGGACGUCGAAGCUGAAUAGUGCAAAAGAAGCAUUUCUCGUCUACCCAACACGCAGCUCUUUCUAUUGUCUGCAAGCUCAACCAGGUCUUGGUCUUGACUUUAACAUCUCGGCACAUGACAUCAACACUCCUUGGGACGAGAUCGCAGGGAUGACCUUCGUUCAAGAUGACAAUGAGAACGUUUCUGUACAGAUCGCAUAUCACCUCGGCUCAGGGACUGAUCGUAUCACAAGUUUGGCUUUACCAUUCACAGCACAUUCGGCCCUUGGCUCUACUAACUGGCAGCAUGAUUUGCUUAGAGGCCAGAGACGGUUCAGCGACGAAUGGAAUCUUGCAGGCAAUGUCAUGGCUAGAGCUUACGGGUUGUGUACAUCUCCGUUCGGCGAUAUAGUUGCUGUGAAUGUCAGCUUUCACCCGAGCGACGGAGUCGAGUACACAACAAAUUCUGAUGAGGUCUGCUAUCUCAUCACGAGCCAGUGUAACGACGACUUGCAGUUUGCUCUCGCCGGGUCUCCUUCAAAUGCUUACGAAUUGACUGCCGAAGCUUUGCUGUUUAGCUUGCAGAGUCUUGCCGCACGUGAACCCGAAGCUUUUGCUGAAGAUGCCGUCGUUGUCGAGCAAGUCAUGCAAGCACUCGACCUUACAGAGUUGCCGCCUUCAAUCAAUCCCAAUCAAGGACAGAUUACAGAAGACACACCUGUCGAGCUGAUCGUCCGUCAAGUGAGGCAAAACAUCUUGUUCAACAGUGACAGCGUCAAGAGCAGGAUUUCGCAACUACUGAAAUACGUCAGAGCGGACAUUCCCAAGACCCCGCCGCUUGAUGCCACGGUCGUGCUCAAGAUUGUCACUGAAAUAUCCCGUCUGCCGCAUUUCGUUGCAGAUGCAAGCAUCUUGAGUAACUCGAUCAUGCAGAUCCACUGCUUGAUACUGGCGAAGCUGCAAGCACGAACUGGCAAUGCUGAUGCAGACACUUCGCAUUCAGAGGAAGAAGAGAUUGAGAGGUGCGAGAUUUGCCAUAGCAAUAUUCCGUUCGAGAGUCUUCGAUGGGCAAAGUGUGUCAAUAAUCAUCAAUACCCUCGCUGCACGCUUUCCUUCCUCGCUAUCCAAACUCCAGGUACUUCCAAAGCAUGCUCUAUAUGUAACGCUCAGUACAUCAAUGAGUUUAUAAUGCCCGGCUUCAAGGCACAAGACAGUAAAGAUGCAGGUACAGAUGGAGAUGAGGUGAUGCAAGGGACUUCAGAUCAGGAACCUCCGCUAUCUUUGGCACGCAUUCUUUUCGCGGCAUGCGAUAGAUGUGUCUGUUGCGGAGGCAAAUUUACCGGCUAA